Messenger RNA from Raphanus sativus (radish), 1237 nucleotides. Its product is annotated as protein SOSEKI 1. The transcript has 6 exons. The coding region runs from base 40 to 1137 and encodes 365 amino acids. Lineage: Eukaryota; Viridiplantae; Streptophyta; Magnoliopsida; Brassicales; Brassicaceae. The record is from RefSeq and is a predicted model, not a curated record.
UACAGAAGAAUAAAUUCGAAGACAAAAAGAGAGAGAUAGAUGGAAAGUAAUGGUGGAGCAGGAGAAGUAAGAAGAGUGAGAUUAGUUUAUUUCCUCAGCCGUGCUGGUCAUGUUGACCAGCCUCAUCUCUUUUCUGUUCAACAUAUCUCCCGUAAUGGUGUCUUCCUUCGAGAUGUGAAGCGAUGGUUAGCGGGUGUACGAGGCGAUGCGAUGCCAGACGCAUAUUCUUGGUCGUGUAAGAGGAGAUACAAGAAUGGAUAUGUAUGGCAAGAUUUAUUGGACGACGAUCUUAUUACACCAAUCUCCGACAACGAAUAUGUGCUAAAAGGAUCUGAGAUUCUCCUAAAACCUCCGAAGGAGGAUUCUCUUCAUGCGGGAAAGAAAGCUUGCGCGACAAGAAACGGUGGUGGCGGCGGAAUAGCCGCUAAGAUGAUCCCCAAAGAAUCUCCGGUCUUUUGCUCUCAGAUAUCGACGUCGACAACGUCGACAGUCACCGACGAAUCAGCCACGAACGUAGAAGACAUGGUCGUACUCAAGAAACCAGACAGGGAAAAAGUAUCCGGUGAAAGAGACGUUUCGACGGGUUACGGGUCGGGUAACAACAUAGAGUCGGGUCGACCCAGUGUAUCGUCCUCGACUUCGUCGUCUUCGAGUUUUGUUAAGAGUAAGAGCUGUUCCAGCUUGCGUGCCUCCCAUGUGCUUAGGAACUUGUUGAAGUGUGGUGGUAUGGACACAAACGAUGUCGUUUUGGUGCCUUUGAACAAGGCUGCGUCUGGGGCUUUUGGUGCGGCUUGGGAAGAUGAACGCAGAUUCCAAUACCACCAACAGCACAAUGCUCGAAAAAGCUUAGAAGGCGCAUGGAGUGGCAUAAAGAUGAAAGAGACAAUUGAAUUUUGUAAACCAAAGGUGGCAUCAAGCAAGCCUUCCAUCAUCGCUCCAUUAUGCUCGCAAUGUGGGAAGUCAUUUAAACCCGAGAAGAUGCAUUCGCACAUGAAAUUGUGUCCAAGGAUGAAGAAUUCAUCGGCAAGGAAUGAUUUGAUGAUGGGAAAAAAUCAGGAUACCGUUAAACCGAGGCAGCAACGGUGCAGAAACAUUCCGGGACAUCAAUGUCUAGUGAGGACCAUUCUUAAAGAGUGAUGAUCCUUAGUCAUAGUUGAUUCUGUAGUUGUGAAAUGGUGCGGAUAAGUGUUUGCCUAGUUCGGUGAAUUUAUCUUUGAUGAAGUGGAUUUGGAUCAUG